Messenger RNA from Aspergillus melleus, 1851 nucleotides. RefSeq names its product sugar porter family MFS transporter. Gene Ontology annotation, biological process: transmembrane transport. Gene Ontology annotation, molecular function: myo-inositol:proton symporter activity. Gene Ontology annotation, cellular component: membrane. The transcript has 5 exons. The record is from RefSeq and is a predicted model, not a curated record. Lineage: Eukaryota; Fungi; Ascomycota; Eurotiomycetes; Eurotiales; Aspergillaceae. The coding region runs from base 1 to 1851 and encodes 616 amino acids.
AUGGGUGAGAAACCUUCCGACCCCGAAGCUCCCGUCGAGACCUCCAACCACCUAGAGUCGUCCGUCUCCAUUGAGAAAGAAAAUGCAGCGGAUCUGGCUCGCCAGUGGUCGCGCGACGUGAAGAAGGAUCACUCUGCCCCGGUGACCCAGAACACGAAGCUCAAGAACCCUCUUGCCGGUCUAACCCAGGAGGAGCUGUUCCGCGAUGUCGAGGAGUUUGCCCGCGAGAAGAACCUCGAACAGAUCGUGGAGGAUCUCAAGAAAGGCGCCCUCGUGGCCCAGGACCCGAAGGUCUUCGAACAGUUGAACGGGUUGGAAGAAAGCGACAAGGAGCUGUUGCGACGCGAGAAGACUCAUCGCUGGCACCAACCAUGGAUGAUGUACUUCAUGACCAUUCUCUGUGCUGGUUCCGCUAUCGUGCAGGGCAUGGAUCAAACUGCAGUCAACGGUGCGCAGGAGUUUUACUUCGACGAGUUCAACGUCACCAAUCGGUGGCAGCAGGGCCUUUUGAACGGCGCACCAUAUCUCUGCUCGGCCGUCAUCGGAUGUUGGACGACGGCGCCGCUGAAUCGCUGGUUUGGCCGUCGCGGCUGCAUCUUCAUCUCUUGCUUCAUCUCCUUUGCUGCCUCCUUCUGGAUGGCCGCGGCGCACACCUGGUGGAACCUGCUGCUGGGUCGAUUCCUGUUGGGGUUCGCCGUCGGUGCCAAAUCCACCACCACCCCCGUGUACGGUGCCGAGUGCGCGCCGUCUAACAUUCGUGGCGCGCUGGUGAUGAUGUGGCAAAUGUGGACGGCCUUCGGUAUCAUGCUGGGCUAUAUUGCGUCGGUCGCUUUCAUGGAUGUCCACAGCGACAGCCUGGUCGGUUUGAACUGGCGACUGAUGCUAGGAUCCACCGCUAUUCCCCCAAUGGUUGUUUGCGCACAGGUCUAUUUCUGCCCUGAGUCCCCUCGAUGGUAUAUGAUGCGGAACCGCUACCAGGACGCAUUCAACGCGCUCUGCCAGCUGCGUCCUUCUAGCUUCCAGGCCGCUCGAGACCUGUACUAUAUUCAUUCGGCAUUGAAGGUCGAAGAGAAGAUGCGCGAGGGCAAGCAACUCUGGCGGGAGAUGUUCACCGUGCCUCGUAACCGCCGUGCCGCCCAGUCUUCCUUCUUCGUCAUGUUCAUGCAGCAGUUCUGCGGAGUCAACGCCAUCAUGUAUUACUCCUCGUCCAUGUUCCGCGAUGCCGGCCUGUCCCGUCGCGUGGCCCUGGUCACCUCGCUGGGCUGCGGUAUCACCAACUGGAUCUUCGCCCUGCCCGCCGUCUACACCAUCGACACCUUCGGUCGUCGGAACCUGCUGCUGACCACGUUCCCGCUCAUGUCGCUCUUCCUGCUCUUCACCGGUUUCUCCUUUUAUAUCCCCGAGUCUUCGCAAACGGCGCGAACAGCCUGCGUGGCCACGGGUAUAUACCUGUACAUGAUCGUGUACUCGCCCGGUGAGGGUCCAGUGCCUUUCACCUACUCUGCAGAAGCCUUCCCUUUGUAUAUCCGUGACGUGGGUAUGUCCUUCGCCACCGCCACCACCUGGGGUUUCAACUUCAUCGUCUCCCUCACGUGGCUGCCGCUGCGAGACGCGUUCACCCCGCAAGGUGCCUUCGGGUGGUACGCGGCGUGGAACUUCUUCGGCUGGAUCUUCUGUUACUUCUGUCUGCCCGAGACCAAAGCGCUGUCUUUGGAAGAACUCGACCAGGUCUUCUCCAUCCCGACGCGCAGACACAUCAACCAUUACUGGGGGAUGUUGCCGUGGUAUUUCAAGAAGUACAUUCUGCGGGGCGACGUGCCACCACAGAAACAGCUCUACGAUUAUGAGUAG